This is a messenger RNA of Apis cerana (Asiatic honeybee), 10275 nucleotides long. It is a transcript of the gene scalloped, whose product is annotated as TEA domain transcription factor 1 homolog scalloped. Gene Ontology annotation, molecular function: DNA-binding transcription factor activity, RNA polymerase II-specific; RNA polymerase II cis-regulatory region sequence-specific DNA binding. Lineage: Eukaryota; Metazoa; Arthropoda; Insecta; Hymenoptera; Apidae. Gene Ontology annotation, cellular component: transcription regulator complex. Gene Ontology annotation, biological process: regulation of transcription by RNA polymerase II; hippo signaling; embryonic organ development. The record is from RefSeq and is a predicted model, not a curated record.
UUUAAUACGAAGUUUAUUCAGAAACAACGCACAAUAUAUACAUUGGAUUAGAAAAUUUGAAUUUCAUUUUAAAAGUAAAGUUUCAAACGCGAAACAAAUUUACGAAUGCGUAGUAUCGUAUAUGGUCAUACUUUAAUCAAGGGUAAAGAGAACUGUGCACAAAAUUGCCAUAGAACUAACGGAAUCGUUUAGUCCGCUCGUCGACAUGUCACGAAAAUCGAGCGUUAACGUAAUUAAGUAAUUAAACCUCGCGGGUGAAAUCGGACCGUACCUUUCCCAUUCAAUGUGUCGCGUUCGCUGAAAACCCGCACGAAAACUGCGCGCGUUUCAGCCCCGCGGCGUGGCAGCCUCUGUCACUGUGCACGCUCCGCUACUCUGUGGUCGUUCGUAAACAUUUGUCGGGUACAAUGUGUCCAACUGACAAAAGGAGCUUGUGCAGUACAGCGCGCGCGUUUAAAAGCAUUAAUUACGACCGCUUUUGUCUCUCUGCAAAAGGCACGCUUUGAACGUCAUUUUGAUACGUGACAUUUGAUUUCACGAACGUUUUGUCAUGUUUAAAAUCGGCCCGAUAAACGCUCAACGUGUGCACACGCGUCGGACAACACAGACAACUUUCAACCUAUCAACGGUUCAGAAAACAUAAUAUUCUUUAUUUUCUUUUUCACGCGACUUUUUAUAUUGUUUUUAAUGCUUAUGUCAAACAUUCCGUGUGUGAAAAAUGUGUAAGUAAACGUAAAUAUUGUGUAAUAAUUCUCUUAUAUCGUUUAUUCUUUUUAUGCAAUUGUAAUUAUCGUUUGAUAUUAGUGAAAGAAGUGGAACGAAUUAAUGGGAUAUGUGUAAAUAUAUUUAUUACUUAUAUUAAUCAUAAAUUUACUUAUUUUUUACGUUUUUUUACUUUAUUGAUUUAAUGAUUUAAAUCGAUUAAUUAAUUUAAAUUUAUUAAUUUAAUUUUUCUAGAUAAGCAAAACAAAUUUUUAGUAUAUAUUUUACGAAGGUUAGAAAUAUAUUCAAUUAAACAAGUGAAGUUAUUUUGCUUAAUAAUUUUGGUUAUGAGUUUAACUGAAGCUUAAAUUUAUAUUUAUUAAUUUCACAUUUAGCAAAUAUUAUUUUAAUUUUUAUUCUUCAAAACACAUCUUUUAUAAAAUGAUUGUUUAAAUACAUUAUCAUAUGCUUUUUAUAUGCAUAAAUUAAUUGAAAUAAUAAUUAAUAAUUUAAAUAAUUCUUAUUUAAUCUCAUUAAUUAAAUUCUCAUUAAAUCUUUACUUAUUUUCAUAGAUUAAUGCAUCCUUAAUAAUAAUAUACACAAAAACAUAUUGAAAAAAAUUAUUGUUUUUUCUCGAUAAGAUUGUGUAACAAUUGACUUCUGUAGAUAAAGUAGAAAGCCGAUUAUCCGGGCAAGUAGUGAACUGGUUUGAUAAAUUUGUAACAAUAUAUUCAAUUUAUUUUUUUUAAUAAAGAUAUUAAUUAUUAAAAUAUAUACCAUAAAUGCAAAAAACUUAGAUUUAAAAAUCUAUAAAAUUAAAUAUUAAGUGAUCAAAAAAUAUUAUAAAUUAAACUACAGAAUUAUAAAUAUUAAUUUGUUAUUUUAAUAUAUAAUUUUUUUAUUUUUAAUGCAAUCAAUUUUUAAUUUUUAUAUACAGUGAAAUUCUUCUCAUGAUUAAUAUAAUAAUAAUAUAAUAAUAUGUGAUAUAAAAUUAUAUGUAUUUAUAAUUUUUACAACAUUCUUUUAAAAAUUGGGAUUUCAAGUAUAAUAUUGAUAUAUUGAAUUGAAUGAAAUUAAUUGUGUUAGUAAAUAUUAUUCAAAAUCCUUAUCUAUUAUAUUUUACAAAUUAUCUAUUGAAAAUUCUGUACAAGAAAAUCUUGAAAUCAGAAUAAAAGGAAAGCGUGAAUUUAAUGAAUAGAUUCUAAAAUAAAUUACUAUACAAAUAUAAAAGAAAAAAUAAUGCGAAGAAUGAUGGAGGGUAAAAAGUCAUUUUUCAAAUGCACGUCACUUGACAAUCUUAAGGUAAUGAUGCAUUUGUUUGGGUCAGUUGUCUCGCAUUCAGCUACCAUCGGUUAAUCCCUAGGAUCUGUUAAGUACACAAAUGGCCCCAGACAGUCUGCUACCGAAAAUGUAAACCAUUCACUUUUGUAAGCGAACUAAUUUAUGUAAACAAACAUUAAAAUUUACACGAUCGUCAUUAUCGCAUCGUAAAAUAACAGAAACGUAAUUGAAUCUAUUGUAAAUAUUUAAAUAGAUAAGCGACUAUUACUAAAAUGAAAUGAAUUUUUAUUAUGAAAUAUUUUUUACAUUGAAAAGCAUCUACAUUAUAAAAAUAAAAAAAUUCGUUAAAAGAAUUAAAAAAAAAAGUGUUUCGUAUACAAUAUAUAUGCAAUGAUUUUGUUGAUAUAUGUUUAGUUUAGUCAAAUUGCAUGGAAAAAAAAAUGUAUACAAAAAAGAAAAGUGGUCAUUUUGUGGUCUGUUAGUUCAUGCGUUGCCAUUUAUCAAAAGAUUCAUUCGAAAAAGCUAAAACGUAACCUCUGAAAUUCAACAAGUGCCCCUCAAACUUGAGCGAGAGAGAAUAAACGAGUAAGCGAGUAACAACAUCCAACCUCUAUUACGUGCGUGACGCGACUGAUCUCCCGUGCGGGGAGUGGGGAGAUGACGGUCCUGUAUGAUGUAGUGGGGGUAGAUGAUCGGUCGAAUUCGGUGCAAUUCGUACAUCGUCGGUUGCGCUCGGCUUCUGGUUUCUCCCGCGGCCGCAUAAGCGGUGUCAGCGUGUGCGCAGACCGGCUGCGCAGCAGGCGUGUGCGUUGUCCAGAUUCUUUGUGCCAUUCCUGGCAUACCAAAAACAAGAGUGGUGACUGCGCUCGUAUUUACCGGGGUGCAGCCUUGCGCGCUAAUAUUACUGUGCGAAUUUUACCCGUGGUGUAAAGGCCCCGCGCGCGCGCGACGCCACGUCAGCUCGCCCAGUGGUAAGUACAUUAAAGAAAAUAGUGUCGAAACAUCCUCGAAAGAGCGCGUCUAUUCGUCCACGCCCGUGUGUCCCAGCGGCGUCGUCUCACACAGGGGCCGCGCACGGAACGGAUUCGACAGCAGCGACGACGGCGAUAUACACACCGUCAGACACGGACAGAUGGACAGACAGACGAAAGGGAGUGAGAAACAGAGGGAGCAAUAGACGCUUGUGUGAAAGAAAGAGACGAACAGACAAACUGACCGUGCGAUAAAGACAAAUAUUACGGAGGAAAAGGGAACAUAGACGCGACAUAGUGCGUGAACGUGUAUAUACGUGUCCGUUUGAUUGUGUUCUGUAUCGGUCAAAAAUAUUACCGAUCUUUCGCAUAUUCCUCGUGUGUCGUGAUUGUCAGGUUCGUAUUUCCGGUGACCGUGAUGUUCGGCUCCGUGUUGCUGCUAAUGAUACUCUGUUCCUACUAUUGCUAUUGAGAGUAAGAAGGAAAGAGCGAGUAAAUGUGUAUGUGAGAGCGAGUAAGAGUAUGAGAGAAAGGAUAGAAGGAAAAGAGAGGGAGAGAGAAGGAGAGAGAGAAUGACAGAGAGUGUGAUGAAACGAUAGUCGGAUCAGUUUGAUAAACGAAGAGCUCGAGUUGUGCCGGUCUAUCGCAUCUAUCCGUGCGGUCUGGUGGUGCAUUGGUGCAUCCGUCUUUGUUCGAUUGUCGCGUGUUUACGAGCGUUGUGUCAGCUGUGUGUCAAGCGAACGGUUCAGUGUAUGUGUGUUACCGAAGCGUGUGCAGUCUCUCUGGCAACGUGUACGGACUCGCUCGCACGGAGACUCGUCGAGGAGGUUAGGACGAAGCGCGAUCGGUCGGCGGUGUGCCGGUGGUGGUGGGCUGCGUGCGUUUCCCCGAGGAGAGCGCGCCACGACAGAAACGUGUGCCUCUGCCUAGUGCCUGCGUGCCAGCCCGCUCGCUCACCCGCUUCUGGUGAAUUCGUAUGGUGAAUUAUUGAUCCGCGGCGGCGUGUGCGUGCGGAAAAACCGCGCGAGUAAAAGAGAGCGAUUCACGGUGGAUAGGAAAACCGAACGGAUAAACGGAGAAAACAUUGAAAGAAGACAGUAACUACAAACCGGCUCCCGUUUAUACCGGUGUCUUUUGUUUUGAAAACUGUGCGCGCGCGAACACGCACUUCGUAUUAUACAUAUAUUACGGCUUUUAACAAGCUCUGGAGGUGGAACAGUGGUGGCAGCGACGGAUUUUCUUCCCCUAGGUGGGACCAAGCGAGAAGUGUUCGCACAUAUUCCAUUACUUUCAACAUAACACGCGUCUACGUGUCUCUCCUUUUCUGUCAUUCUCUCUCAUUCUUUUCCUUUCUCCCUCUUUCCUCUUUCUUUCUCUUUCUAUCUAUUUCCCCGCUCUUUCUUCACCGCUCUCGCGUGUUAUAUGUGUGUGCGUUUCUCUCCGUCUCGCUCUGUCUGCGUUACCUUCGCCGCGUGUGCGUCAACGAAACUAAACGCGGGAAAAGCUCGGCGCGAAAUAUAUUCGAGGGGAAUGUACACGGUGCUUAUCGUGAAACGCGGUGCGUUUUCGUUGCUCAACCAGUGAGUGCCUCAGUGUAGAGAUACGAGAAUACGGGAUAUUUAGACGGGAAGCCCGUACAAAAGCAUGUUGUCGUCGUCGUAAGACGACGACGACGACGGUCGCGACAACGACGACAACCAUCACGACGAUAAACGUUCGAGGAACUUAAACGCGACGCUGUACGCUUUGUCGCGCUCUUUCGAGUCUUGAUAAUCCAGGACAAGCAAACCCUACCUCCACCACCGCGACUUGGAUGGAUACUGUGCAUUAUUUCUGGAGCAGUGCGGUGGCUGCAGCCGACACCAUUUCCGCGCCGUGGACUCCCACGAGUUCCGGGCCGCCGCCCGACGCGAACGGCUCCGGCUCGGAUACCAAGAACCUCGACGUUGGCGAAAUUAGCGAUGACGAGAAGGACCUAUCGGCAGCGGACGCGGAAGGUGUAUGGUCGCCGGAUAUCGAGCAGAGCUUCCAAGAAGCUCUCACCAUAUAUCCGCCAUGCGGCCGACGCAAAAUCAUCCUGUCCGACGAAGGGAAGAUGUACGGUCGGAACGAGCUGAUUGCCCGUUAUAUCAAACUGAGAACAGGCAAGACGAGAACGCGAAAGCAGGUCUCUUCGCACAUACAAGUGCUUGCUAGGCGAAAACUUCGCGAGAUUCAAGCGAAACUCAAAGUGGAUCAUGCCGCCAAGGAGAAGGCGCUCCAGACAAUGUCGAGCAUGUCGAGCGCCCAGAUAGUAUCAGCUGGGAGUGCGAUACACAACAAGAUGCCCCCCGCCCUCGUGGGGCCCCUUGCCCUUCAUGCUUCCACCCCUGUCUCCUAUCCCGGAGCGCAAUUCUGGCAACCGGGUUUGCAGCCAGGAACGUCCCAGGAUGUCAAACCGUUUUCGCAGCCGGCGUACACCGGAAAACCAGCGACAGCGGUUUCAAGCGGUGACAUGGUCCAGGCUCAACCACCCCCGCCCUGGGAAGGACGUGCCAUCGCAACCCACAAGCUCAGGCUUGUCGAGUUCUCGGCCUACAUGGAGCACCAGAGAGAUCAGGAUAUUUAUCACAAGCACCUGUUCGUCCACAUAGGAGGAUCCGCGACUUAUGCGGAUCCAUUGCUAGAGGCUGUUGAUGUCAGGCAGAUAUACGAUAAAUUCCCAGAAAAAAAGGGCGGCCUGAAGGAACUUUACGACAAGGGACCACAGGUAGCUUUUUUCCUCGUUAAAUUUUGGGCUGAUCUCAAUACGAACAUUCAGGACGAAGCUGGAGCUUUUUACGGCGUAACAAGCCAGUACGAGAGCAACGAGAACAUGACGAUAACAUGUUCGACCAAAGUCUGCUCCUUCGGGAAACAGGUGGUGGAAAAAGUGGAGACAGAAUACGCUAGGUUCGAAAAUGGCAGGUUCGUCUAUCGUAUUAGUCGUUCGCCCAUGUGCGAAUAUAUGAUCAACUUCAUACAUAAAUUGAAGCACCUGCCAGAAAAGUACAUGAUGAACAGCGUUCUCGAGAAUUUCACUAUCCUUCAGGUUGUAACGAACAGGGAUACGCAGGAAACGUUGUUAUGUACAGCAUACGUGUUUGAAGUGUCGACGUCCGAGCACGGUGCACAACAUCACAUAUACAGAUUGAUCAAGGACUAGCCUGCUUGAACCUGCUCGCCAUGCAGCCAUCCACCCCCCAUCAGUGCCUACCAUCACAUAAAAAAAAUCAUCCAUACGCGCAUAUACACGUCUACACACAAAAAUGUUAACCCUUUGAAGCAAUAUAGUUAUAUCAUUGUGAUAUCACAUUUUUAUAUUAUUUUAUAGAUUUUUCUUAUCCUUAACCAAGGACAUAAAUAUAGUAUUUACAUGUAGAAUAAAUAUGAUAUUUAUAUCACGUAUUAAAUGAUUAACAAAAUUUGAUUUUAAUUGAUUUGUAUAUGAAAUAUGUAAAUGUAAAUUUCUAUAAUUUAAUUUUUCUCUUUUCUUUUUUUUCUUUUUUUAAUCGAUUAUAAACGAUUGAUAAUCUUGAAUAUCUUUUUUGAACGCUUCAUGGGGUUAAGCGUUAAUACAUAAUUGUAAACACGCUAUCUACUAUACAUAGAUACAUUUCGCAUCUAUGUGUAAUAAAGGUUCCAUUGAAAAUGUUCUGUUAUCAAAAGAAAAAAAGGAAAAAAUAAUACGUAGAGUCAUGUGUUUUUACGUUUAUUUUAAUGAUAGAAAAUAUUUAAUUAUUGAGAGAUUUGAUUAUUGUAUAAAUAUAUUUUUAUUUACAAAUUUGAGAUUUAUACGUGAUUUUUAAUCAAAUUAUAAUUUUUAAUUCUUUUUUUUUUUUUUCUCCUCUCUGUAUUUUCGAACAUUUUCUGUGAAACUCCUUAAAGAGAAUUUGGAACACAAAUACGUGAAUACAUUAUACACAUAUACAUACACAAACAUAUAUACACCUUUACACGUUAGAAGUACUGGCCAGCCCGAGCUUGAGUUUGAUUCAAAACUGAGAAAAGUUGUAAUAAAAAAAAAAAUAAUUGGUACGCGUGUUUUAACGUAUCAUGGAAAGAAUUUCCUGCUUAUGGUUUCUGCAGGAAAUGCAUUCCAGAUGACGAAAUUGUAAAUUUUAUAUUGAGAAACAGAUAUAAUCGUAUAUAUAUUUUAUGAAUAUUCCGUCAUUUGCUUGUAAACGAUCGAAUUCGUCGGGGUUUUAAUAAAAGAGAUAUAAUAAAAGUUAAGUUAAAAUUGACGACAAUAAAUUUGGGAAAAAAUGAGUAUCAGAGAUAUAGUGUAUGUACUAAACGAAGAAGAAUAAAAAAAUAUAUAUAAAAACAUAAAAAAAAAGUGUAAGAUGAGAAACAGACUCUGAUCUCGGAAAGGCGUGGUACCAACAUAAUUUAGUAUUAUAGUUUUAUUAUUAAAUUAGGAAAUAGAUCAGACAAGACAUCCACACACAGAUAUACAUAUAUUACAUAUAAGAAUAUAUAUGUUAAAUAUUAAUGCAAUGAUUACGAUUUACAUUGUUAUAAAUGAUCGUGUAUAAAGUUAUCUAAGUGAUUUCUAAGUUUUAAACGAAAUGGAAGUUGAAUAGAGAGGUAAUGCCAUUAUGAUUUCUUAAGUUUCCUUAAUUAUAUUAUCAUUAUAAUUUUUUUUUUUUUUUAAUUAUCCAAACCGAAAAAGAUUGAGAAUAACGUUACAACCGAAACCUUAAGUUUUCUUUUAUAGAAAUGUUUUCUUUCUUUUCAUUUUUUUUUUUGUUUUUUUUUUUUUUUUAGUUCUAUUACGACUAACAGUAAGAAUUUUCGCUGCAGAGCUUUUUAAUUCUCAAUGAUCAGAUAAAAGAAAAAAAAGAUUUUUAUGUACUUCUAAAACUUUUAAUAAACUUGCACUUAAAGUUGUGCAAACCCACCCAUUCUUAGGCAGCGACACUUAGAUUAGAGGGAUGUGUUUGUAUUUCUUGUAAUCAUUUUAUUUCGUACUCUAAGACCUUUCUUUUUUCUAUAGUUCUUACGUAAAUGAUUUUCUUACUUAGCAUAUUUUGUUUGUUUUUAUCUUUCUAUUACACAUUUAUGAUACGAAUAUAUCAGAUUUUAUUAAUUACGUACGCUAGAUACGGACAACAUCUAUCAAAUAGAGAUACUUUUCUUUAACUUAGUGACAUGAUCAUCUUAAUACUUUUUAUUAGGAGAAUAUUAAAAUUAAAGUUGAAGAAUGUAAAAUAAAUCUAAUCUUUGAGCUUGAUUCUCCAUUUUUAAAGAGCAACUACGUAAUAGUGUGAUAAACUUCAUCACAGCUCUCUAAAUUUGAGCAUAUAUUUAAGAGUUCAUACAAAAUUUUGCUUGACAAUGUGUUUUGUACUUAAUUUUAUUUUAACAUUUCAACGUAUGAACCAGAAAAGUUUCAUAUUAUAGAUAUUCUGUUUUACAACUUUUCAAUAACAAUUAUGUAAGAGAGUAAAGGACCAUUAAAAUCUUAUGCAAUUAAUUUUAUUUAGUCACAUCUCUCGCAGAGACUAUAUACAUGUAAAUGCACAGAAAACUUUUUAUAUAUUCUUUAAUCUGAUCAAUUGCCUGUUCUGAAACAGGACUUGCCUAUAUGGAGCAGUGAAUGUUAAGAUAAUACAGGAAAGAAUCAUGUAUACUUUAAGGAAAUAAUUAAUACUUACUUUAUUCUUUACUUUAAUUAACUUUUAUGCAACAAGUGGCAAUGUAUUUUGAUCUCUCUUUUAGUCAGAAAUAUGUCGCUUUUUAUUUGGGGUGAGAAUUAAAUUCGUUAAGUGAUUGACUGAAUAACGAAGGAACUUAUAUAUUUAAAUAAUAAUGUAUAUGGCUUUCGUUCAAUAACUGGCAGCUUUCACAAUUUUCACAGUUUUUACUUAUUGUUACCUUUUUUUUUCUUUUUUUUUUUUCUCUUUAUAAUUGAUUAUAAGUUUCGUUUUUACACAUUAUAUCUAUAAAUCGUAAUUUUACUAAAUUGUGUGUAUAUUAAGGUAGAAUUGGAAUCAUUAAGAUGAUUUUAUAUGAUAUCAGAAAAUUUAAUUACUUGUUUUUAUCAGUAGUAUAUACGUAGAUAACAAGAAAAAGAAAAAUAUUUUUCUGCGAUUUAAAUCAAUAAAAAUAAAUAUAUGCGCUAUAGUAAAAAUUAUUUUGUUUAAUAUUAAUUAAUCAAAAAAAAUAUCUAAUGAUUCUAAUUCUGCCCGUGAUAAAUUGUUAUUAUAAAAGCAAGAAAUUAUGCAAUAUAUUUAGAAAAUACUCAAAUGUUUUUGGUUAUGCGAAUUUUUAUUUUAAAGAAAAAUCAUGAAGAAAAAAAAUAGGAGGAGUUUGAAAUCGCAAAAAGGAGCACCGACACUAAUAUUAUUAACAUUAACGAAUAAUGAUUUUAAAGUAAGCGAAUUACAUUUAUAAGGAAAGAUUAUGAAAAUAUAUAUUUAUCUAUGUCUUCUGUGAAGAUAGAAAAUAGCACUCUCUCACUCUAUAUUGAUGAUAUCAGAAAAAUAAAGAAAAAAUUGAAAUCCAUAAAGAUACAAACGCAGAAGUAGAUUAGGGAGAAAAUGGAAGAAUUCGCACUGUACACAAUACAUGAUAUGAUUGAUGACAAACCGACGAAAUUUGUUAAAUACUUUGUACAUAUUUACAUAAAGAUCAUCAAAAGAAAAGUUCCAGUACAUUUUGUGUAUUACAUAAAGUACUUUGGCGAAAACAAAUAUUAAUUACUUGUCAUUUGUAAAUCGAAUUUUCGAAAUUAAAAACACUAAAAUUUUUGUCUAUAUUUUCAUAGAGAUUCAUAUAUAAAAAUCAUUUAUUUAAUUAAAAUUAAAAUAAUAGCAUAAAUUUCUCAAUAGUUGAAAUAUUAGAAUUUUUUAAUGAAUAAUUAAAAUAUUUAACAAAUAAUUCGUUUAAUCAGAUUUUUUAAAUUAUCUGUUAAACUUUAUAAAAAUAUCCUCUCUAUGAAAACAUUGACUAUAUUUCUUAUAGCAUAUUGCUAAAGUAUAUAUGAAAAUUAAAAAAACUGGUAUCUAUUUACAAUUUAUAUUUCUUCAUAUCCUGGAACUGCCAUAUCAAAGAAUUGAGCUUGAAUAUAAGAAUGAUUAAAUGGAAUAUUGAUCAGAAAGAAUGGAAUCUACCUGUAUAUUAUCAUAAAUAAAACGAAACGAGGAUCAAAGUAGUUGAUUUAACAAGUAAAUAAAGAACGAAAUGAUAUAUCAUUAAAUUAGAGGUUUAAAAAUAUAAUAGAAUUCAGUAUAUGUACAGUAUUUGAAAAACAUGUUUAUAAUUUGUAUGGAAAAUAAAUAAUUGAUAUAAAAAGAAA